Messenger RNA from Adineta steineri, 1347 nucleotides. NCBI's taxonomy places the organism in Eukaryota, Metazoa, Rotifera, Eurotatoria, Adinetida, Adinetidae. The record is from the annotation of a GenBank genome assembly.
AUGUGGCAAAGAUCUGCAAUUUUCAGCAUUAUCAUUUGUAUAAUUCUUUAUUUUACAACAUAUACACCUUUUAUAUCUGAUAAUGUUCAACAAAUAUAUAUCACUAUAUCACACUUCAAUACGAAAAGCGAAGACUAUAGUUCGUAUGAUACAAUAAAUAUUGGUUUUAGUCUCUUUGAAUUCGAACAAACCAAACUCAAUGAAAUUCAACUUAAACAUGAAUAUAAUCUCACUGCUAUUAUUCAUUAUCGAAAACGAUUAUCUUAUGUGAAAAAGAUGGUAAAAUAUUUAUUUGAUAUUCAACUAUUCAAAGAAAUUAUUAUUUGGAAUAGUAAUCCACAUAUGAAUCUUACUCUUCAUCAAAUAAACACCGAUUUAAAUACGAUAAGAUUCAUUCGUAUUAUUAAUUCAAAAGAAAAUAUUACGCAUAAAAUCAAAUAUCUUGCUUGUUCACAAGCAAAAACAAGUGCAUGUUUCUUUAUUGAUGAUAGAUGGUAUAGACCCUAUUAUAUAAAAAGUCUUAUUGCUAGUUUUUAUUCUAAUCCAAAUACUUUACACUUUAUUUCAAAUUAUUUAAACAAAGAAAUUGAUGUACUAACAAGUUUUUCUUGGGUUGAUUAUGGAUGUAUAUUUUUAAGUAAAUAUGCUGAACAACAUCUCAAUCUAAUAAAUAAAUAUUUAAUACAUGAUCAAAAUUUAUUACAUUUAAUUGAUGAUCUUUUUCUAAUUUGGUUCAAUGAUAUUCCGAUUCAAUUAAAUAUAGAUAGUCAGCAUCAUUCUUCGAAUCUCCUGUACAAUGAAUCAGUUGUUGCCAUUCGUAAACUUCAAUACUCUUUACAUCGUGAUCGAUUCAUUAGUAAUAACACAGUAUUUUUUCGUAAACAAAAUCAUAAUUCAUCCAUCUAUGUUAAAUCUCCGAGUUUUAACGAUAGAUUUAUAUUCUUUAGUAAUUUUUUAUCAAUAUAUGAUGAUCAUAAAGCACAUGAAAAUCUAUUUCAUAAUACGUGGAAAGCAGUUGAUGGUAAUCUUUCAACAUGUUGGCAAACAAAUCGAACUAUUUAUUCUGGUGACUUUUUUGCGAUUGACUUUUUAUAUGCUCAAACAAAUAUAACAUUCGUACUUAUUGUUUCGCACGAUCGUAUAAUGCAAGCAAAUUUGGUGAUAAGUAUUUCAUUUAAUGGAAUUUGGUGGAUUCCAUAUGAAUCGCUUAGAGGUCAGUUUAAUGAAGGUUUUAAAUCGUUUCGUUAUAUUAAAUUCAAAGCAAUUAACAAUCAUUCUAAUCAAUCCUUUCAAGUAUGUGACAUUCAAAUGAUUUCAAAAGAAAGGACUCUAACGAAUCGUCAAUAA